This is a messenger RNA of Ornithodoros turicata, 5761 nucleotides long. RefSeq lists its product as uncharacterized. The transcript is spliced from 23 exons. Gene Ontology annotation, molecular function: GTPase activator activity; guanyl-nucleotide exchange factor activity. Gene Ontology annotation, biological process: signal transduction. The record is from RefSeq and is a predicted model, not a curated record. Lineage: Eukaryota; Metazoa; Arthropoda; Arachnida; Ixodida; Argasidae. Bases 898 to 5334 code for a protein of 1478 amino acids.
UUGCGCCCUCUCCCCACCCCCACGUCGCCGAACUACCCCGAGAUUCUGAUUAGCAUUUUGUAACUGCAGUGUCCGACACAAAUCCCGUCGUGUAGCGAGAGAGACCAGCCGAGGUAGUGGCCGAGGGCAACACGGCCACGAAUCUCACGACCAGCAUUUCUUCCCCUGAGGCAAAUUACGAAGCCGCUCCGUUACGUCACCGUCGUCGGAGUUUCCCUCGCCCGGCAGCAAACAUUAGAGGCACGCACUCGGCCCACUCUGCCUACUAUCAGUCUUCUUUUCCCCGUGUGCGCGUGGAAGUCUGGUCCGACUCACGCUCUCCGGCCCUGUCUCCAAAGGAACCGCUCAAAGCGUACCAGGAGUUUGGAAACGACAAGAGCGUCCCCCUUGGAUAGUUGCCUAUACUGACGAGAUCAUGUUACGGGAGGAUCUUGCUCCGCGAUAGUCGAGAAAUCCGCGCGCGAGUCGUGAUUGGCAUUCGCACGUGGGUGUGUUGUUGUCGUACGUCAGGUACAUCAGCCGGUGCGCGCGCGCGCGCGUGUGCGGUUUUGACGAAGUGUUGAGUGAUAGUGUUGUGAUUUUGGUGACCCGAUGUGUGUGCAUGAAUUAUGUGAUAGCUGUCCCGUGUGUUUAACUCCGUUACUGUUCUGGUUCUAAUUCCCUUGUGCUCAACGGCUCGUUCGAGCAGUGUUACCAUCUGCUCCUGGAACCCCGGGGAGCAUCUCUACAAGUGUCGAGUCUAUGGGCAAGACUGGUGCCCUUCUUGGAGCACAAUGAGAUUCAUCUAAGAGGACAGACACUGUGAAUGCGCGAUGCUCUGCGACGUGGCCCGUGGAUGGAUGUGAAUGCUGUUAAGUGUCUGGAGGAUAUGCUCGAAGAAGUGUGAGUGCGGUGGUCAUGUCCAGCUGGGAUGUAUCCGGGUCGUACGACGUGCAAGGCAAGACUUCCCCGACGAAACAUCGAAAGCGGCGUCCCAGCCUGUUGUCCGGAUGUCGGAACGCUCCGCGAAGUCGGAGACACACCACGUCCAUCGCACAGUUGUACCGUCCUGUGCCCUGGAGGACGGUACAGGUGGGCGUGCGAGGACCCAGGGGACUUUAUGAAACGGUUACGGGAGAAGGACACGUUCAGAUCCAGCAGCUAGUGGCGCCCCUGGUGGAGAAUUGGAGCAUAUUCCAGCCUCGUAUCCGGCUUGCCGCUUCUGGCGCUCCCGUUGAUCCUGACGCCUGUACUGCUCUUCUUGUAGGCCAGGAGAUCCUGCUGGAAGACCGCAAGAACUAUGGGAUACGCUCCCGCACUGGAUUCGAUAGCCGCUUUGGAAUACUUGAAGAACUGACAAUUUCGGAGAAGGAAUACAACGCUGACCUCAAGGGGGCAUACAACUUGUACGCAAGACCUCUCAAGAAGCUGAUGUCUGUGCAAGUCGACGAACACCAGGCCCUCUUCGACUGGGUGGAACCCAUCUGCUCUGUCAGCAGCCUCAUGGUCAUCAAGCUGCACGCUGCAAUGGAGAACUGGGACGCACAGCAGACGAGAAUCGGAAGCACCUUCUCCAAGCUGCUGUGGAGCCAGUACGAGGAUUACCAGGCGUCCCUGCAGAGGACAGUGCUUCCCGCUUUGAAGGACAAGGAAGCCCACGAUGUGGAAUUCGUAACCCUGUGUAAAAUGCGCAAAGGAGCCGUCAAGUACACGCUGCACGACUUCCUACACCAACCGCUGGAACGGCUCCUGCAGUAUGACCAGUACCUUGCUCAGCUGUCCUCAGCGACUCCCAACCACCACCCCGACUACAGCGACCUCUGUAAAGCAGCACAGAAAGCCAGAAGCAUGGUAAGGCGGGGCGACCCGGGAAAAGAAGAGACAGAUCUGGACCGGAUCCAAGAUCUCUUUCCCAGCGACAACCUCAGGCUCAACGAGAGGGAUCCUCUCUCACCGCGGAAAGGUCUGCUGCGUUCGAAGUCUGUGGCGGCGUCCAAGCUGCAUCGGGCGCUCUCUGGGAAGUCAAAGUCUGCGACCGACAUUUUGUCACCCACCAAGGAAAACGGCGGAUUCUUUCAAGAUGGCGGAAGGAACAAUAACUGGACACGUUGCUUCAUCAUGGACGGACCUGCCCAAUUUUCCAUUGGACUUCAGAAUCAAGAGCGCCAUCUUUUUCUGCUCAGCGACGUCUUGUUAAUAGCCAAGCCAAAGUCUUCCGGCAACUAUAAGCUGAAAGACAAAGUCCGGACCUGCGAACUGUGGCUCUCCAACUGCCUGUCUGACGUCAGCGAAUCCACAAGGUCCAGCGAUACCUCUUUCGUGAUUGGUUGGCCCACUACCAAUGUUGUCGUUACCUUCAGUUCUUCGGCGACUCGGGAUUUGUGGCACAACCAGUUCACGCAGCUUAUUUCUGAAGCUAAAGAGAAGGAAGGCAGACAGCUGACGUCCUUACAGGUCAGCUACUGGGACCCCGUGUCACAGCGAGACUAUCUUCAGACAAUCAAGAUAAGCAACACCCACACCACAAAGGACUGCAUCUACCUGUGCACUCAGAAAAUUGAUGGGGCGUUCAGCGCAGACGAGUUCCAGAUGUGGGUAAAAACUGGGAAAGAGGAGUCUCCCUACCCGCUUAUCGGACACGAAUAUCCGUACUGCAUCAAGAUGAACUUUGUGAGGGACUUGCUGCAGAAUUCCAACAUUGACCUGUCUUCCUUGGGUGACGUCAUCACUGACUGCAAGUGUGCCUUCAUUCUGCGACGGAACUACCACAAGAUCACUAUUAAUAAUGUCGAAAAGCAGAAGAAGGUGCGGCGUCCUACCAUCAUCAACUGGCCAUUCAAGAAGCAACCGUCGAAGCAGUCCUCUACGGAUUCGGGAACUGUCUCGCCCGUUGUUGGCAGUCUGUUUGGUCAAGAGCUCAGCAAAGUGUCCCCCAGCGGGACUGUUCCUAGGCCAGUCAUGGCACUGCUCAAGCAGCUCUUUCUGCGAGGCCCAUUCACGUACGGUAUCUUCCGGAAAUCUGGGAAUGUCCGAGCCAAGAGAGAACUGCAGUCACGGCUGGAAGAAGAUCCGGACUACACUCUGAGCGACGUGCCCAUUCAUGUGGUUGCUGCUACGUUCAAGGAGUUCCUGGGAUGCCUUCCAGACUGUUUACUGCAGAGGAGUCUGUACACGGAGUGGCUCAAAGUACUGCAAGUAGAACCGGAGUGGAAGAAGCGGGAUUACAUCAUAAGUCUUCUGAAGAAGCUUCCGCCCGCAAAUGUAGAACUCCUUCGGCACUUCCUCUGCGUCCUGUGGCACAUCAGUCGCCGCAGUUCGGAAAACAAGAUGCCUUCUUCCAACCUUGCUGUGUGCAUUGGGCCUAGUCUACUCAGCCCCAAGUUUGUGGACAGCUACCAUUCGCCAACGCUACAAUCUGAGAUAUCGGAGCAGGUUCCACACCUAGUUGAGUACCUGAUUGAGCACAGUGUCGACAUCUUUGGAAAAGAGUUCCUACAGCUCUUUGGAGAAGUACCACAGAAGGACCCUUCACGUCAAGAUUCUGGUGCGGAAGAAUCCGACAGUCCUCACAGUCUGCAAGAAAAUGGUGGUGCAUUCCGAAGGGACGAUUCCUCCAUCGACAGCCUCGAGAGAGCUCUUAUGGAUGACUCUAGUCCAAAGCUGCCAAACCGGACAAAAGUGUCGCUCACAAACCUCAGCAGGGACUCUGGCCUGACACUGAGCGACACACAGCUGUACACGCCGGAAGACGAUGUAGAGAUGGAUGCCAACACGUCGCUUCAGGGCAUGACCAAGAGCGUUCCCCACUUGGACAUCGUGGGUGUUGGCGAACUCCACUGUGCCAGGAAAUCCUCGAAUCAGCAGAUGCUGGACCACUCGGACCUUGCGGGCAUGGAGUCCAUGUACAGCCGCGGCAACGGCCGCUCGUGCAACGACGUGGUGCGGCGCAGGAAAUGCGGCGCUGACAACCCCAAGAGCUGCAGGCCCCAAAACGUUUCCGCGACGCCCGGUGUCUACACGCGAUUUUCGCCCGUGAGCCGAGACGCCCGGAGCCAGCAGCUCCAGUAUUCCAAGUCGUGCAACUAUCGUGACAGCGACGUCGUCGAGAGCGACGACCUCACCACGAACGACACGCUGGUGCGGUGGAGGAAGCACCGAGGACGGCAGCAGCGAGGGCAGGUGAUGUCUGCCAUAGAGAUCAGCCAUUCCCAUUCUUCGCUGAUCAGGAGUGCUUCGGAGGAGAGUCUUCUGCAGAAGUACAUAUGCGAGGACGUGUCGAAACGGCGCCCGCAGCACAGCAAGGGCAUGGCGCCGAAACCCCCCAUGGAAGUGUACAGUAACAACGGCUUCAAUUGUGACCGCGCGAUGCCAGACAGGCACGCGGUGUGGUUCGCCAAUCACAACCGGACUGUAGAUUGGAAGCGCAGCCAAUCGACUUCAAAGAUCGACGAAAUUGACAACGUCCACGAAGCACCUCCGCUUUCUUGCGCGCCGAGUCAGAGCACGUUCUCCGGCAACCGCAUUCCGGUCGGCGCGCAGGAACAGGCGUCGAGGACGGGCGUCGUCCACACUCCGCCGCGCGUAAACAGCGUGUGCAGCUCCGCGUCUGACACCAGCCAACGUUCCCACAGGUCUCACGACUCUAACAGCUCUUGUCUCUCCGGUCGAUCGCGAGGUUCCUGCCAGUCCAGACGGACUCCCGUCUCCUCCACCUCGCCGGACAUUGCCCCCAUACACCGUUCCCCGUUGCACAAACCCGCCGAGCCCCCCAGUUACCGCGAGGCCAUGACCCGUCGAUCGCUGCUCCACCGCUCGCAAACCCUGCCGCAGGCGGAGGACGGCGCCGCCGACACGAGGGAGCAGACGCCGCUGGGCGUGAAGGCGCGCCAGCUCUACGAGAGCUCCCUCAAGCAGUACAACCAGCAGCUGGAAGAAGGAAGCGAGACCCACCACGCCAUCCUCGUGAAGGUCGACAGCAGCGACGAGGGCAUCGCGGAGAGUCCGCCGCCGCCGCUCCCUCCGAAGCCCCACUCCAACGUGCACCGCACCGUCAGCGAGGGCACCGGUGUACGGCUGCGACAUCACCCACCUGUUCACGUCAAGGACUCUCAGCUUGUGAACAGAGGGAAGUGCGUUGUGGUGUCCUCUUUCCACGACCGUUGCCAGAACCAGGCGCUCUACGAUUUUCCCAAGGAAAUCAGCUGGAGCGUCGCGCAACUGCGCAAUUUUUUCAGCAACCAGUCUGCGCCCGUGGUGGAAAGGAUAGAGGAACAGCGUGAGGAGGGCUUGAGUGAGCGCCGCAGUCCCGUUCACGACAUUGUGAGCACCAUUCGGGGCGAAGAGUCCUAUGUAUAAGUUUGCACACUUAGUGCGCCCAAAACUCAGGAUGGUUGCGUGUCACCCUUUUGUAAUUUCUCGGAUGAAUGACGUGUGUCUGGAUGUGCCCCAUAGAUCAUGUUACUGUAGAGAGUCCGUGCCAAACAGAGAGAUAUAAAGCUGCCUGUACAUAUGUCGAUGCGUGCAUGCGAUCGCAUGCUGAAUGUAUUAUGCUUCCGCGUGAAGCCGAGAAGCUAUUGAUUUUGACUGUACAUAAUUAUAUAUAAGUAUAUAUUGGAUACAGAGCUUCAUCCUGUACAGACGUGACGUUAAGCAGAUGUGUUCGUAUAGCUGACCACCGUAAAUACCACAUAGUAUGCUCUGGAUAGUCCUCGGCAAUGUUUGGCCUGACUGUGGCAGUGUAUGUAGAUACUGUUUAAAGCAAUAAAGGUUUGUGUAUACAUGA